CGUGGAGGAAGCAGCCGUUUUGCUCAUGCGCCCUCCGCUCUCGCGUUCCCAUGCUGAGGUGAGAACUCCUAGGGCUCUCAGAACCUUGUCACACCGACCGGCGGAGCCCUCCGAACAUCUGCAGAAAUGUCUAAUGCAAAAGAAAGAAAACAUGCUAAGAAAAUGCGAAACCAGCCCAGUAAUGUGACUUUGUCUUCUGGCUUUGUGACUGAGAGAGGUGGAAAGCACCAUUGUGGAGGGGGGAAGCCUUCCCAGUCUCAGAAACAAGAGUUUCAUUCUGGAACCUCACAGCAGUGGCAAAGCAAGAUGAGCCCCCACUUACUUCCUAAGCCUGACAUGAAUGAGCAAUCUUCCUCCAAAACCAUGUUUAAGAAAAAGGGAGGUUGGAAAGCAGGUCCUGAAGGCACAUCUCAGGAGAUCCCCAAAUAUAUAACUGCUUCUACUUUUGCUCAGGCACGAGCUGCUGAAAUCAGUGCUAUGUUAAAAGCUGUGACCCAGAAGUCAUCUAAUUCACUGGUUUUCCAGACCCUUCCACGGCACAUGCGACGAAGAGCCAUGAGCCACAAUGUCAAACGCCUUCCUAGACGGUUGCAAGAGAUGGCCAAAAAAGAGGCUGAGAAAGCAGCUCAUCAGAAAAAAGAACAGUCAAAAACGAAAUGCCAUAAAGCCCGAAGAUGUCACGUAAAGCGGACACUGGUGUUUAACCGAAGACAGAAGAGGAACAUAUGGCUAGAGACCCACAUCUGGCAUGCCAAACGGUUUCAUAUGGUGAGGAAGUGGGGCUACUGCCUCGGGGAGAGGCCCACAACCAAGAGCCACCGAGCCUGCUAUCGUGCCAUGACAAAUCUCUGCCUCCUGCAGGAUUUAUCAUAUUACUGUUGUUUGGAGUUGAAGGGCAAAGAGGAAGAAAUACUGAAGGCGCUUUCUCAAAUGUGUAGUAUAGACGCAGGGCUGACUUUUGCUGCAGUUCACUGCUUGUCUGGGAAGCGGCAAGGGAAUGUCAUGCUUUACCGGGCAAAUAAGUAUCCCAGAGAACUGCUUGGGCCUGUUACCUUUAUUUGGAAGUCUAAGAAGACCCCAGGAGAUACUUCUGAGGAUAGGCAGUUGUGGAUCUGGCUUCAUCCAACUCUUAAACUGGCCGUCCUAGAGGAAAUAAAAACAACGUGCCAGUGUACAGAACCAGUCAAAUCAAGUGUCUGUGUCCCUGACCCAUUCCUGACAGCAGCCCAGGAAGAAAGUCCAUCUGAACUUUCUGAUGACAAAAUUGGCAAGAAAAGGAAAAGGAAAAAUGAUGAAGAAAGUGCUAAACGAAUGAAGAAAACUAUUGGUGAUGGAACUAGAGACCCAUGUCAGCCAUGCUCAUGGGCCUCUCCUACUACAGAGAUUGUAAUCAGUGAUUUGACAAUGGAGAUGAACAGGUUCCGGCUGAUUGGUCCUCUUUCCCACUGCAUCCUGAUUUCAGCACUGCAGGCUGCUCCUGUACACACAGGGGAGGAGGAUGCAGAACAGACACCUCAUCACUGGUGGAGUGACACUUGCAAGAGCUCUGAUGGUGUUUUUCUUCAUCAAAGACAAGAAGCAGUGUUUCAGUUGCUAGGAGGGAUAUCAUCACCAGCUGAAAUUCCUUCAGGUACUAUUCUUGGAUUGACAGUUAGGGAUCCGAGAAUAAAUUUGCCCCCACAGCGGUCCAGAGCUUUGCCCGAUCCAGAAAGAUACCAAGAUAAUGAGCAAAUUAAGCAGCUGCUUCUGGAGGGCGUGCCUGUGGACUGUGUGCAUAGCUUUAUCUGGAACCAGGAUAUUUGUAGGAGUGUCACAGAGAAUAAAAUCUCGGAUCAGGAUUUAAACCGGAUGAGAAGUGAAUUGCUGGUGCCUGGGUCACAGCUUGUUUUAGGGCCUCGUGAAUCCAAGAUACCUAUACUUUUGAUUCAACAGCCAGGAAAAGUGACUGGAGAAGACCGAUUGGGCUGGGGAAGUGGCUGGGAUAUCCUCCUUCCCAAGGGUUGGGGCAUGGCUUUUUGGAUUCCAUUUAUCUACCGAGGUGCAAGAGUUGGGGGGUUAAAAGAGGCUACAGUGCAUUCUCAGUACAGACGGUCACCGACCAUCCCAGGCGAUUUCCCGGACUGCCAAGCUGGGGUUCUGUUUGCUGAGGAUCAAGCUAGGGAUCUUCUAGAAAAGUAUAAAAGACGCCCUCCUGCCAAGAGGCCCAACUAUGUUAAGCUUGGCACACUGGCACCUUUCUGCUGCCCCUGGGAACAGCUGACUCAGGACUGGGAGGCCAGGAUUCAGGCCCAGGGUUCAGUGCCUGAUGCUCAGGGCAGUGACCCAGGACUCGGCCUGCCUGCUGUCCCUGAGGAGAUCUGGCAGCCAUUUGAUGAGGCAGGCGUAGCUGAAAACCAACCCAUGAAACCACAAGUCUCAGGCUGUCAAGUGCAGGCUCGGACUGAGGUGGUUCUGGAGCAGGGUGCCAGUGAGAAUCACAUGGCUGCCACUGGUAGCCGGCUCUGUGUUGUUCGGAGCAGGAAAUUACUGAAGCAGCUCUCUUCCUGGUGUGGGCCCAGUUCCAAGGCCAGGAGGGCUCCCUGCAGAGGCCAGCAAGAAUUGACCAGAAAGGCCUGCUUGUCCAUUCUGGGUGAUUUCCCCAGAGCUCUGGUGUGGGUCAGCCUGACUUUGCUCAGGAAAGGCAGUCCUGAGCCACGCACUAUGAUCUGUGUCCCAUCAGAGGAGGACCUGCUCCAGCUCAGUCAGGAUCAAGGUUUCCACGGACCCAGGGAGUCCAGACACAGUGACCCGUUCAAGAGGCUGAUUCUGAAAGAGAAAGAAAGGAAGAAAAUGAAGAGGCAUAAGCGAGCAGCCAAGGGCCUGGUGGCAGGGCCAUCAUCAGCUGGGCAGGAAACCCUGACUCGGGGGCUGUGGUCAGGUCCCCUCCCAGGCCUGACUUUACACUGCUCCAGAGUUCUCCUGGGCUUUGUCACACAGGGAGAUUUCUCUAUGGCUGUUGGUUGCGGGGAAGCCCUAGGGUUUGUCAGUGUGACUGGCUUGCUGCAAAUGUUGUCCAGCCAGUCAGCAGCCACAAGGGGGCUGGUACUGCUGCGGCUGCCCACCUCCCUGCAGUACCGGUUUGCAAGAAUUGCUAUUGAGGUGUGAACAUGGGUUCACAGCCUGGUUGGACAGAGAUUAUAACUGUUUUUGUCAAAUCCCACAGAGAUCCUGGCUGUCUCUGUUGUCUGAUUUAAAAUACAGUGUGAAACUGCUUGGAAACAAGAAUUAAAAUUAUAUAAUUA
Messenger RNA from Meriones unguiculatus (Mongolian gerbil), 3281 nucleotides. It is a transcript of the gene Pop1, whose product is annotated as POP1 homolog, ribonuclease P/MRP subunit. Lineage: Eukaryota; Metazoa; Chordata; Mammalia; Rodentia; Muridae. Gene Ontology annotation, biological process: tRNA 5'-leader removal. Bases 127 to 3144 code for a protein of 1005 amino acids. The record is from RefSeq and is a predicted model, not a curated record. The transcript is spliced from 16 exons. Gene Ontology annotation, cellular component: nucleolar ribonuclease P complex; ribonuclease MRP complex.